Molecule: messenger RNA, 26910 nt
Organism: Xyrichtys novacula (pearly razorfish)
Lineage: Eukaryota; Metazoa; Chordata; Actinopteri; Labriformes; Labridae
Source: the annotation of a GenBank genome assembly
UGAUAGUCAAGGUCUCUUUUAUUACUUUAUGUAUUUAUUCUGAGAAGAGAAAACUCAGGGCUUUGUCAGCCUCAGUCUGUGCACACAGCGGCACUUACAAUACUAGAGAAAAAAUAUACAAUAAACAGGGACCUUCAGACAUGGGCGGAGCUCCAGCAGGGAAUUGAUGACAUUAACACAAUAAUAUCUGCAAAAUAAAUAGUUAUUAACAAACUCGAAAAAAAAUGUUUAAAGCUUCCUUUUCAAAAAUCACUUUCUUUCUGAGUUUCAGUCGUUUUUCCAUUCAUUUUAAUGUUCUUUUUUUUUUUACCCGAGGUUUCGCGAUAGAACGAGCUGACAUCAGCCGAGUUUAUACGAAGCCGACAUCAGCCGAAUCCUCACGAAGCCGACAUCAGCCGACUUCACACGAAGUAGCAGCCUCGUAGGUAAAACAGGGGAGUACAGCAUCACGCAGAAUUGAAGCUGAGCAUUUUCAGAAGUUUAGUCAAACCGUUGAUCUAUCAAAGUAACGGUCACCGGAUAUCACCACGGCAACGGGACCGAGGUUGCGCCAAACUACCAUCACAUCAACAGCCGGCAAACAAAGAGCUCCUUUUUCUAACGACAUCAUUUUUCCUCCGUAUUCCCUCGUUAUGAGUCAUGUGGCCGUCGAAAAUGUUCACGGUCUCGAGCAGCAGGUAAGCCUUUAUUCAUCUCUCCGUGCAUUACUGCAGCAUCGUUUGAAAAGAGUGUUAUAACGGUAGGGAGGAAGGUUAGCCUGUCAGCUAGUCAAGUGCUAAAGGGAUGCUAUCGGGCUAGCCAGUGUUUGGUGCGCAUGGAUGCUGCAUUCAGGUGCUCAUCGGAUGCUCGGAGCGUGGUGAUCUCUACACAUAACAUUGACUAUAUGUUAUCGCUAUGAACUACUGUAGGCCAGUUUGAGCACAGCAGCGAACAGAGAUUGCUUUAUAUCACUGUGACCUAAAAGUGUCUCCUGUUUGGUCCACAUCUUUGGCUGCUCAGUUUCCAUCCACUGAAAAUUUAAAUACUCUCAGUUCGGGAAUGCAAAGACAGAAAUUGUCUUGUUAGUUGUUCCGACCUUUAGGGUUUUCAUGAAGUCAUCCAGCCAGACCAAAUUUUUCCGAUUAUCGCGCCGUCACGUGAAUGCGGGCGGACUGUCCAGUCACGUGACUAGCAGCGGCUGCAGAGGAGCUGGUAGAGACCAAAGACUGUAUAUACAUGGUAGAGACAGUUUCAGUAAAUCUAGCUUCAGCAAAUAAGAAUGACAUAGUAUCUAAAUAAAAAAAUAACCAUCGACAAAACAGUUAAAAUAUAAUUCCGUUGAUUGCCAGUGUUAGAAUAGACUUCAUAUACACAGUAUCAGUUGUUACAGAGCUGUAGUUGGCCGCCGGCUCUGCAAUGUAAACAAAAGGAGUGCUCCUAUGAAGUGUUGACUGCACUGGUCCUGCAGAUACAGCGAUAAAAUGGAGGUGCGCGGGGCUGACCCGAAAACAGUGCGGGGUUUAAUGGUCUGGCACACAUCAAACACACCAGUGUGUGUAUCUUUCUGCGUCACCAAACGCUCUCUGUGUGUGUGUGUGUGUGUGUGUGUGUGUGUGUGUGUGUGUGUGUGUGUGUGUGUGUGCGUGCGCGCGCGCGCGCAUGCUAACAGAGCACUGUUUGUUCCCAAUGACUGUAAAGGUAACUCAAAAAUGAAAUAAAGCCCUGUAAGUGGUUGAAAAAUGUGCCUCGUGAACCCGUCAGACAUUUCUUCCAACAUCUUAAGUAUUUUUCAGGCUUUGGGCUUGUUGAGUCUGAUUUAGCAUUUUCACAUCAUUUACAGUUUGUUAGGUCUGUUCUCAUAUAGUGUAGAGGCUAAACAUUAUAAAGAUAGAAAAACUUGUACUAGAAACCUGGCCAUCUUUAUCAGAAACCUGUUUAUCUGUACCAGAAACCUUAUCACCCGUACCAUCUCCUCGAAACUAUCAAGGGUUUUCGCCGAGCACCAAAGUGGGCAGAAUUUCUUUAUUUUGCUUCUUUAUGGUGUUUAAAUCCCUGGUCAAAGCUCAUUACUGAUUAGGCAUUUACAGCAAAUGAUGGAUUGAUUAUCUGGUCAGACAAAUAACCCACUGUGAUGGCUUGGGUUAGAUAGUUUGAUUAUUCUCUGUGAAGGUUUGAGUUGGUAGGUUUAAUUAUAAUGUGUGCAGGUUUGGUUGGUUUGAUACUAGUAUGUGCAUGUUAGGGUAAAUUAUUGUGGUUAUUCUCUGUGAAGGAUUGGGUUACUUAGCCUGAUAAUAACGUGAAAGUUUGGGUUUAACAGUUAAAUUAUAAUAUGUGAUGAUUUGGGGUAGUAAGUUUGGUUAUACACUGUCAAGUUUUGGGUUAGUUGGUCUAGAAACCUUUGCUGAAGAUUUUGUUUAGUAAAUCUAGUAACUCCUUGGUGAAGUAUUAGAAAGCUUGGUAAUACUCUGUGAUGGUUUUGGUAAGUCCAUUUGGUAAUACCCUAAAGUUUAGGGUAAGUCAGUAUGGUUUUGGGUUAGUUAGCAAACCAAUACUCUGUAAGUUAGUUUGGUUGCACUGUUUUUGGUGUCUCAGUGAAAUCAAACAGGUAACACAGUGUUUGCUCACCUUAAACCAACAGGUGAAGUACUCAACACAGGAAAUAUAAUUAUAACACACUUCUGGUUUAUCCGUGUUCUCUCACUGUGUCUGUAUGGUCUGUCGUAUGUGUGUGUGUGUGUGUUUUUGUGUCUAUGUGUGUGUGUUUCUUGUGAUGUGUGUGUUUGUGUAGCUCGCUGUCCUGGACUUGAGUGCAGCAGACGGGACAGGUGGAGGGACAAACCGUAAGCAGACCGUGUAUUACGCACCUGUGCAUAUGCAUACACACACACACACACACACACACACACACACACACACACACACACCUGCAGAAAUAGUGAAAAUUUGAUCCAGUCUGAGGGUUUUUUUUUUAUCAGUCGGUCAUUCAGAGAGAAGAGAGCUGCUCUGUAGUCUGAAUCACCACAGAUUAAAGUUUGAAUACACAAACAUAACAGACACUGUUUGAUACACUCUGUGUGUUUGCAUGUUUUUUUAUCAGAACAAUUUAACCACAGCAGAGAGAGUGUGUGUUUAUACAGGGGCUUAAAUGAAACUAUAGACACAGAGUUCGAGUCUGUCUGAGUGACUGAUGGUGGACUCUCUCUCCCAUCCCCUCCCUCCUCCUCCCCUCGUUUGUCUGUCUGUAGGACGGUACAUCCCUCCCCAUUUACGGAACAAAGACGCUCUUAAAAAUGGUGAGUCCAAUCCUAACUCUGUCUGUGAUCCUAACCCCUGCAUUUGACCCAGCCUUUGGUCCCAGCCUUAAUCCCACAGGAUGUGCGAAUGUCGCGUUUCAUCAACGUUCCGUACUAUGCAGCAAAUACGUACAUUUCCAUUCUGAUCAAUGCUGCGUGUUACACAGGAAGCGUUGAAGCAGGUCUCAGAGCUCUGUCCCAAAAGCAUCUCUAAACGCUGCUCCACCAACAACACUUGUUGAGUCUAUCGUAAAUGGAGCACGCACCCAGCACGUGUCAAGCUGAACAGAAAAGACCGACCUUGACAGAAAGUCAAGCACAGGACUGGCAUAUGUCAUCCAGGAAAUUUUCAAAAUAAAGCACCACAUACAGACUGUUUAUCAGGUGGUACUGAUGAGAAAUCCUUCUUGGUAGUGGAUUUAUUGUCAACACAGAACAUUUCUAGGCCUAUCCUCGAUCCAUGUCACCCAUAGCAGGACUUUCAGCGGCUAAUUAUGUCUCCAGUCAAGAGCACAGCAAAGUGGAACAGAGUUUACCAAACACGAGUAAACCUGCAAUACUUAAAUUCACGAUGCUUGUUCCCAGAGGUAGAAGCACAACAGUCACAGAAUGAUAUCCAAAUUAGACAGAAAUGGACCACUGAAAGGCAAAGCAACCUGUUGUGAUUCUGUUUUUGUCUGACACCAGCUGCUCCAGACUUAACAUGCUUUAAGUGAGCAAGGACUUGCGCAGUAGCUAGGCUGAUGGUAUGCAACAAACACACAUCCUGUGGGUUUUAGGUCUAACCCUUUCUUUGACUCGAACUCUGUCUUUAACCCUACCCUCCAUCCCCCAGACUUGGUCUCUGGCCCUUACUUUGUCCCUGUUUUGAUGAAAUCCCCUGAGGAUGGAGUUAAAGAGGCUGAUCAGACUGUUAGAGUAUUCUCACCUGAGUUACCUGUGUUUGAAUCUAUGUAACACUACGGUAACUGAAGUCAGUGUGAAGGAGACAGCAGCUCAACUCUAUGUUUGUGUGUGUGUGUGUGUGUGUGUGAGUGAAAGAGAGAGAGAGAGAAAGAGGGAGACUGUGUGUGUAGGAAUAGCGUGUUACCUGAGUGUACCUGUUUUUACCUGCUCUUGUUUGAGGUACACCUGUACUAAAGGUUUGUGUCUGUUCAGCAGGAAAUGCCUUUGCUGCAGGUCGACCUGGCGGCUUUACCAUCGCUCCCAACACUGCCUGUGAGUCUGUCUUUGAUUGGUUGUUCUCUGCAGCCUGUUUAAACCAGUUUGAUGCUCAUAUGCACACACCUGCUGUCACCUGUUGACAGAGGACAGGUGAGCUCUCUGGUCUGAUCUGCAGGUGAUGGUGCUUUCAGGUGUUAACGGGACCAUAAACAGUGAGCAUGAUAGUGGUCUGAAAGUUUAGGCCCCUGUCAGUAUCUGUGUCAUCCAUCAGAGAAAUUACCUGUCAGACUGAUGUUACACAUGCUCUCCUUCCAGUGCAGCAAAAAUGUCAGAUCAAAAUCAGGAAAAAUUGUCUGUAAAAAACAAACAAAAACCUCUGCCCAUCACCUGUCUGUCACUUCUUGAUCACCUGUUAAUCAUUCCACUGUCAUGCAGAUGGCUGGGAUGGCGGACGGAACAACUUUGUUAAUGGUUACCACGACAAUCGCAUGACUGGCGCGAACUCCUUCAAUCGGGGCCCACCCCGAAUGGAGCGUGGCCGAGGAAACAUUGGAGGUUACCGCGGCAACAGAGGUGGAGCCUUUAAUCCCAUUAACCCGACUCAGACAAUGGGCUUCACAGGAUAUGAAAACAAAGGUGGGUCAAGUUUUUAUGAAAGUUAAGGAGCAAAAACUAACUUAAACUUUUUUUAAAACACAGCACACAUUGUUUCUCUGGGGCGCUUUGACUGACUCCUCUCAUUGUACUAUUCAUCUCUGAUUGGUUAAUUCAAACAGACGCUGCAGCCUGGAGCACAAACAAAGAGGUUUACAGCAGCUUCAGCAACAGCAGAGGAAAACCAGCUUUCUACAAUGACAGAGGAAACAACAACAGCAACAGAGGAGGGGGCCGGUAAGAGAGAAAGACUGUCAGACUGACUGACUGACUGACUAAUGUUGUGUUACACCAAGUGAGAACAGAAUAAGUUUCUCACUUUACUUAUAUCUGGACACAAGAAAGUUGUGUGUUUAUCCACUGAGUUUACAUAAUUUGUUUGUGUAAUUCACUCAAGUCGCUCGUCUGAUCAAGUCUUUGCCUUGACUUAACAUGUAAUUCACUCACCGGAAUGAUUUUAUUCACACUGUAACAGUCUGACUGACUGGGUGUCUGACUGAGUGACUACCUGACUGUUUGAGACACUGAGUGAGAGUCUGACUGACUGGUCUUCUGUUUAAAGCUAAUGGUUUAUGAGCAUAACAAGAUGUAUUCUCCAAUGUUUACACCAGACUUGUACCUCUGUCUCUUUCUUCCUUCCUUUCUAUUGCUCUCCCUCCCUUUUCUGCUUUCUCUCUGUCUAUCUGUCUCUGUCUUUUUACUUUGUCUGUCUGUGUCACCCCUCCCCCCCUGUCUGUCUCUGCUUGCUCUCAGAUUCGAUCAUGGGGGGUUUGGAGGAGGUGUUGGUGGAGGAAGCAGCCGCUGGGUGGAGGAGACAAGAGACGACGGUGAUUGGUCCAAACCGACUCCCCGAAAUGAGCGACUUGAACAGUGAGGAUAGAAUUAUUCUGGUAUUACCUGGUUCAGUCUAGUUCAAUCUGGUUUAAACCACUUUAAUCCAAUUGAAUUUGGUUUAAAAAAGUUUGAAUCUGGUUGUAUCUAGUUUAUCAUGAUUUAUCUGGUUGAAUCUGCUUUGAAGUGUGAAAAACUGGGUGUAUGGAUUUUCAAGUUUUUUAAUCUGGUUGAAUCUGAUUUUCAAUAUUCUGGUAAAAGGUUUUAAAGUUUCAAUGUGUCUUACAGUGUUUUAAUCUGAGUUAAAGAUGUUAAAUUUUUUUUUCUGUUUUAUGUGGUUUCUAAAUGUUGAAAUCUGCUUGAAUCUUAAUGUGUUUUAAUCUGCUUGAGUGUGGUUUUAAAAGUUUGAACGUGGUUUGAUCUAGUUUUAAGAGUUUUGACCUGGUUAAAUCCAGAGUUAAGUUUUUCAGUCUUGUUGAAUUUGGUUUUAGGUGUAAAAAUAUCCUUUACAGAAUGAUGUGGGUUUUUUAUGCAGUGGAGCCUGGGGGGUCAAAGGUCACGGGCAUCAAUGUUGUUUUUGGGCCCUGCUACUCAGGUGCAGAGAGUUCUCUGAUGCUCUGAAUCUUUUGAUGGAUUUAUGGACUGGAGAUGGUUAAAUCCCAAAAUUCCUGCAGUUGUUUGAUGAGAAAUGUUCACAAACUAUUGGACUGUUUGCUCACACAGUUGUUGACAAAGUGGUGAACCUAGCCCCAUCUUUGCUUGUGGAGGACGGAGCCUUUCAGGGAUACUCCUUUUAUGCGCAGUCAUGACUAGGGUUACAAAAUUGGAAACUUUCCGUGGGAAUUAACGGGAUUAAUGGAAAUAAUCUGGAAAUUUACAAAAUUGAAUGGUGGCCCUCAACAAGGAACUUAAAUAUAGUUGGCGGAAAAUAUAUUGUAGCAUAAUCUUGGCUAAAACAACCAGAUUUAAUGCAAGUACACUCCUUAAUCACAUGCACACAGCACACUGCUUGCUUUAGGGCUAUUGACGCCACACACCCCUGCAUGCACUGUGCAUUCCUCCAUCACAUGCACAGAUGAAGAUGAAGGAAAAUUAUUCACAUUUAUGUUUGGAUAUGAUACAGUUUGUUUAAAUUACCCCCAAUUUCCAGUUUAUUCCCAUAAAUUCCCAAUGAUUCCCAUAAUUCCAAUGGAAAGUUUCCAAUUUGGAAUAUUUCCAAAAUUCCCAAGCUUAACUUCCCAUGGAAAGUUUCUGGAAAUUUACCGAAAAUUUUCUACCCCUUUGCAACCUUAGUCAUGACCCUCACCUGUUUCCAAUAAAACCUGUUCACCUGUGGAAUGAUCCAGAUAGGUGUUUUUGAGGGAAGUCCUCAGUUUUCCCAGACUUUCGUUGCCCCGUCCCAACUUUUUAGGAAUGUGAUGCAGUAUCAAGGUUAAAAUGAGUGAAUAUGUACAAAAAACAAUCACGUUUAUCAGUUUAAAACUACAAGACAAACUUAAAACCCAGGUCUGUUAGUCUGUUUUGUAUGACACUAGUGUGUGUGUCUUUCAGUGAGCUGUUCUCUGGAAGCAAUACGGGGAUCAACUUUGAGAAAUACGACGACAUUCCUGUUGAGGCCACAGGACAAAACUGUCCUCACCACAUUGAGAGUGUGAGAGCAACACUCAGCACUCAGUAAAUGAUACCACACUCACAUGAAUACAAAUAAAAGUUCUGUGUGUGUGUGUGUGUGUGUAGUUCCAGGAUGUGGACAUGGGCGAGAUCAUCAUGGGGAACAUUGCUCUGAGUCGCUACACCAGACCAACUCCUGUUCAGAAAUACGCCAUCCCAAUCGUCAAGUCAAAGAGAGACCUGAUGGCCUGCGCUCAGACAGGUAAAGUGUGAAGUAGUGCAUUCACAACAAGUGUGAGUUAAAUUUGUUGUGUGAAUUGCAAGUAAAGUCGAUGCAUGUACUACUCAGGCGGCGUGAAUGAGACAGAGUAAUAAGGACGCUUGAUGUGUGUGUGUGUGUGUGUGUCUGUGCAGGUUCUGGAAAAACUGCAGCGUUCUUGCUGCCCAUCCUCAGCCAGAUUUACACUGAUGGACCAGGAGAGGCUCUAAAUGCAGCCAAAACCUCUGGACAGGUAGACUGUCACCUGUUCAUAAAUCAGUACUGUAGUAUAAAGACAGAGGGACUUUGUGUCUGUUUUUCCUCUUGUUUAAAAUCUUUGUUGUGUUUUUGUGUCAAAGGACAAUGGGAAAUAUGGACGCCGUAAGCAGUACCCUAUAGCUCUGGUGUUAGCUCCAACCAGAGAGCUGGCUCUGCAGAUCUACGACGAGGCCAGAAAGGUAUACGAUAACUCAUACUUCUUACCUUUUUUUGUGUAACUGUAUGUCAAUAUUAUUGUUCUAUAACUCUAAAUUAUUAUUCUUUAACUGAGUUAGUCUUCUGUAACUCUGGAUAUGUUUUUUAACUCUGACUUACUUUUCUUAAACUUAAUUCCUCAAUAACUGUAAAUUAUUUUUGUUUUACUGUAAAUUAUUCUUUUAUUACUCACAAUGACACUUAUUUAUCUCUUCUUUUACUCAAAAUUCUUCUCUCACUCGAAGUUAUUCUUCUAAAGCUUUAAAUUCUUCUUUAACUUUAAACCAUUCUUCUUGAACUCUUAAGUACUCUUCUAUGACCUUGAAUUAUUCUUCUGUAACUCACAAUUACUCUUUAAUUCUUCUCUAACUCUAAAUCAUUCUUAUUUAUCUUUAAAUUGAUAUUCUAUAACUCUUAAUUAUUAUUCUUUUACUCAAAAUCUUUUCUGUUUAACUCUUAAUUACUCUUCUCUAACUCAAUCAUUAUUCUGUAAGUCUCAUGUAUUCUUCCAUGAGCUUUUAAUUAUUCUUCUAUAACUCUAAAUUUAGUAGCUUUUAAUCACCCUUCUAUUCUUCUCAAUCAUAUUUUAUAUCUAAAUUCUUUUUAUUUAACUCUUGGUCAUUCUUUUUUAACUGUUAUUAUUCUUUAACUCUAAAUUGACCUUCCUGAACUCUUACUUAUACUUAAGUAACUGCUAUAUGUUCUUUGUAACUCUAAAUUGUUCUUAAAUAAUUGUAUAUCAUUUGUCUUUAACCCUAAAUUAUUUCUCUAUACCUCUUUAUUGUUUUUCUUAAACUCUAAAUCAUUCCCAAACUCGUUUUUGUUUUUCUUUAACCUUCUAUUUUUGUUUCUGACUUUGUGUCUGCUGUCAGUUCUCGUAUCAGUCCAGAGUGCGACCCUGUGUGGUGUAUGGAGGAGCAGACAUUGGGCAGCAGAUUAGAGACCUCGAGCGAGGCUGCCAUCUGCUGGUAGCCACACCGGGACGCCUGGUGGACAUGAUGGAGAGAGGCAAGAUUGGACUGGACUACUGCAAGUAAGGAAAACACACAUACCCAGGUGUAUAUACAGUGUGAUCAGUUCUAGUCUGAAAUACCGUGUCUUUCCCUUUUUGUAAGAAUAAGAAUAAGAACAACUUUAUUUAUCCCCAUUGGGAAAUUAAAUAUCAAUGUUUGUGUUUGUGUCUGUGAAGUUACCUGGUCCUGGACGAGGCAGACCGAAUGUUGGACAUGGGGUUUGAGCCUCAGAUCAGACGUAUUGUGGAACAGGACACCAUGCCACACAAAGGAAUCAGGCAGACCAUGAUGUUCAGCGCCACCUUCCCCAAAGAAAUCCAGGUACACUGGUACACACACCUCACCUGUGAUCCAGGUACACACACUCUGAGACUGUAUCAGCUGUGAUCAAGUGUUUAAUUUGUCACAGGUUUACUCACCUGUUUGUCUUUAAGUUGAUUGUCUUUACAAAAUGCUGACAGUUUAAAUGUCUUACAUCCUUCCCUCUAAUGUUCUCACUUGUUCUCACUUCUCACAAACCCAGAAUACAAAAACUCAGAUUAAGUUAACUCAGGUUAAAUAAACUCCAAUUGAUUAAACAGAUUAAAUAAACCCAGUUUUAAUAAACUCAAAUUAGAUUAGCUCAGGUUUGAUAAGUGAAAAUCUGCAUCUCUUAUCCUGUUAUUUAAACUCUGUUAUCUCCCACCCUCAGAUCCUGGCCCGGGACUUCCUGGAGGAAUAUAUCUUUCUGGCGGUAGGCAGAGUGGGGUCUACCUCCGAGAACAUCACCCAGAAGGUGGUGUGGGUGGAGGAGAGUGAUAAGAGGUCCUUCCUGCUUGACCUGCUAAGUGCUACAGGUGUGGGGAGGGCAGGUUCACCUAGGGGUUUACCAUUAAGUGAGAUGAGCACAGCCAAUUUUUCUGCGAGUGAGCCACUGAGGCCCAAAACCCACAGGAUGCGUCAGAGCUCCAUCUCGGCUAUGUUUCUGCUCCGUCUCGACCUGCUUCUCUGCGCUUCUAACAGGCGUCAAUUUCAACAGAGCAGAUAGCAUUAAACAGGAAGUCAAGCACAAGCAGGUUAAGUGAAUUUCCAAAAUAAAACACCAUAUGCGAACUCCUGACUGUUUAUAAGAUUGUACAGUUGAGAAAUACCUCCUGGUUAUGGAUUUAUCAUGAACAAAGAACCCAAUGGCCUAUCCCUGAUCCAUGUGGCGCACAACAGGACUUCUAUCUGUCUGAAGGUAACAGCACAGUAAAGUGGAACAUAGUUGACUUUGCUAAACACAAGAAAACCUGCAAAAAAUCUCCACUGUAAAGUCACAGCAGAAGUACAACAAUCACAGAAUAAAAUCCAAAAUAGCAGGAAAUUGAUCACAGAAAGGCAAAGCACACUGUUGUGACUGUGUUGUUUCCUGUAUACUGACUCCAGCUGACCGGGGCUACUCUAUGCUGCUGCUAUGCUCAAAACAUGUUCCCAGCGGCUGUGACCAAACAUGCCCAACAGGGAUCCUGUGGGUUUUCAGCAUUAGUUUGAAGCUGCAGAAAUCCUGGCUGUACUGAAGCUGAUUAAGAAUUUUCUUUCCUAAACUCUCUUUCAAACUGAGCGUGCUCAAGUAUAGAGGGCAAUGAUCAGUACACUAGAAUAGAAAAUUAAUUGUGACUGUUCUCAGUCUUUUUUGUCAUUAAAUGUCUCCACAAACUCUCUUGUGGCAUUGGCUGAUGAUCUGGACCACCACAGAGAACUAUUAUAAUGAAAUGAUCAAUCAAUCAAUCAAAUUUUAUUUAUAUAGCGCCAAUUCACAACAGUUGUCAUCUCAAGACGCUUUUCAAGGAACAAGAGCAGGUCUAGACCACGCUCAUUGUUUGAUGAUCAAGAACCAACCUAAGAUGGGUUUUGGCCCAUCUCAACUAACAUGAGUAACAGUGGCAAGGAAAAACUUCCUUUUAACAGGCAGAAACCUUGGGCAGGACCAGCCUCAUGUUAGACAGCCACCAUGCUGCUGCUGGGUUGGGGAGGAAUGUAGAGUGAAGAGGGAGAGAGAGAGAACAAGAUAAGGGAAGGCGAGAGAGAAUGAGUAAGGAGAGGGAGUGGGAGGGAAAGAGAGUAGAGAACGAGGGCGAGAGAGAGACAGGGGGCAGCAGAAACAACAGCAACAACAACAACAGCUCAUGUAAUGGUGAAGAAAAAAGAGUUCAGUUUACAGGGUUAGGUGUGAUCAAAUGAUCAAAAGCUUUAUAGUUUACUCAGAGCUAAAACUCAGAGUGGCACCUGGUCCGGACCAAGUGCAUUUCAGAACCAGGUGCCUGACAGAACAUCACUGUCUGCAGAUUCUCACUUCAUGGUUGACACCCUAGCAUUGGGUGAAUUACAUGUACACUCGCACCCUCACAUACACACACACUAAAACACUCGUGCAGACUCUCAGGUGUGGUAAAAUGUUCACCUGUUGGUGGUUUGGUUUUAUUUGAAGUCAUCCCCACUGAGGUUCAGGACUCCUCUGGAGACGCCUUAGAGAAACCGGGUAAGACGGUCAGAAUAUGUUUAUGUUUUCAUCAUUCUGCCUGCUCCAUUUCCGCACACACACUCAAAUACACACACACACACAUUGACUCAAUGUAUUUCGGUGCUUCUGUGAUUGAUAGGGAUGGAAUGUGUUUUUAUUUGUGGUUCAGGUUUUGCCUGGCUGUCCUCAGACCUGCCUGCUUCAUUCCUGUUUUAUUUUUUGUUUUUUUGUGUGUGUUUGUUCAAAGUUUCAUUUGGAUUAAAAUCUCAGGAUUAGGCUGUCCGUCUUUAUCUCCUUCCAGCUGCCUGCUUGCCUCUGCUCAAUGCAAACUGUGCUGGAUGUUUCAAGUGCAUGUGAUAAAUUGCACUGUGUGUCUCACACACACACACAGACACACACACACAGACACACACACACACACACACACACACAGCCAGGCCCACUUCUUCCUAUUAUCAUUGUUUAUACAGUCUGGUGUGUCUGAUGGUUCUUACUGAACUUAGUGUUUUGGUCAGUUCUUUGUCAAACUGAUAUAAGAGUGUCCUGCUGCUGUGUCCAGCAGAGGGCAGCUUUCUGAAGGUGUGUCAGGUGUGUUUUAACCAUAGACUGUAUAUAGAAUAGGCGCCGUCAGUCUCCUCGCUGGGUGAAGCCACUCAGAGAACAGCACCCUCUGGUGAUGGGCUGCAGUAUAGGUUAUAAAUCCCGCCUCCUCCAGCAAUCCCUAUGGAGCUGUGGACAAACUUCAGAAAUUAAUUACACCGAAUAUAAAUAUUUUUCCCCCCUGGUUGAGAUGUUGACAUGUGGUCAUUGUACGACUGGUUUGUGCUCAAGUCCUCCUCUUUUUUUCUGUGCAGCUCCAAUUUUAAAAGUAAUUAGGGGGUAAAUUUUUUCUAUGAUUAACACGUGAUACAGCCUAUGGGUGUACGAAGAUUGCGUAGCUCACCUGGGGGAUACGCUGUUUGAGCCGAGCGUCAUCACAGCGACUCUCAGCGUCUCUUUCGCCAAAUGCGUACAAUGCUACAAGGCCACAAAGUGGAGAACAAACCUGGAUAUACCAAGAGCUUUUGGCUUCAAGGCCGCAUACUGGUGGAAUGCAGAGCCAAGUUGUCCAUAGUAUAUACAGUCUAUGGUUUUAACACACCCUUUUUCCUACAUUAGAUGACUAUCAGCAUGGCUCCUGCUCAAACUUUUACAGUUGAAUCACACCUUUAAAAACACUCUGCGUCACCUAAAGUGUGCGCUGUAUCUUUGAUAUGUUCUCAGAUUUACUGACUCAACACUGCUAUCUAGUGUGUAUGUGUGUGUUUCUGCAUAUUGUCACUAUUAUCCCUCUAUUUCCACAGAGAGGGUUAGAAAUACCAUGUUACAUCUGAUAAUCAAACCAAUCACACAGAUCUCUGCAGGUUCACUCACGUGUGUUUUUUUUUUCUCUCCUCCUCAGGUAAAGACUCUCUCACUCUGGUGUUUGUUGAGACUAAGAAAGGAGCGGAUGCCCUGGAGGACUUCCUGUACCGUGAGGGUUAUGCCUGCACCAGUAUCCAUGGAGACCGUUCCCAGAGGGACAGGGAGGAGGCGCUGAGCCAGUUCAGAUCCGGGAAAUGUCCAAUACUGGUGGCCACAGCGGUCAGUGAAGAUCCAACUCUGACUCUCACUCAUAUAAUAAUCAUUACAAAGUACUGCUACUAAUAAUUAACACACUGCUAUGAUUUAUAUGUAUCGCUGCUGUCAGAAUAAACUGAGCCUAUGCUCUAACUAUGUUUGUAUAUAAACACACUGAUAUACACUCACCGGCCACUUUAUUAGGUACACCAUGCUAGUAACGGGUUGGACCCCCUUUUGCCUUCAGAACUGCCUCAACUCUUCGUGGCAUAGAUUCAACAAGGUGCUGGAAGCAUUCCUCAGAGAGCUUGGUCCAUAUUGACAUGAUGGCAUCACACAGUUGCCACAAAUUUGUCGGCUGCACAUCCAUGAUGCGAAUCUCCCGUUCCACCACAUCCCAAAGAUGCUCUAUUGGAUUGAGGUCUGGUGACUGUGGAGGCCAUUUGAGUACAGUGAACUCAUUGUCAUGUUCAAGAAACCAGUCUGAGAUGAUUCCAGCUUAAUGACAUGGCGCAUUAUCCUGCUGAAAGUAGCCAUCAGAAGUUGGGUACAUUGUGGUCAUAAAGGGAUGGACAUGGUCAGCAACAAUACUCAGGUAGGCUGUGGCGUUGCAACGAUGCUCAAUUGGUACCAAGGGGCCCAAAGAGUGCCAAGAAAAUAUUCCCCACACCAUGACACCACCACCACCAGCCUGAACCAUUGAUACAAGGCAGGAUGGAUCCAUGCUUUCAUGUUGUUGACGCCAAAUUCUGACCCUACCAUCCGAAUGUCGCAGCAGAAAUCGAGACUCAUCAGACCAGGCAACGUUUUUCCAAUCUUCUAUUGUCCAAUUUCGAUGAGCUUGUGCAAAUUGUAGCCUCAGUUUCCUGUUCUUAGCUGAAAGGAGUGGCACCCGGCGUGGUCUUCUGCUGCUGUAGCCCAUCUGCCUCAAAGUUCGACGUACUGUGCGUUCAGAGAUGCUCUUCUGCCUACCUUGGUUGUAACGGGUGGUUAUUUGAGUCACUGUUGCCUUUCUAUCAGCUCGAACCAGUCUGGCCAUUCUCCUCUGACCUCUGGCAUCAACAAGGCAUUUCCGCCCACAGAACUGCCGCUCACUGGAUAUUUUUUCUUUUUCGGACCAUUCUCUGUAAACCCUAGAGAUGGUUGUGCGUGAAAAUCCCAGUAGAUCAGCAGUUUCUGAAAUACUCAGACCAGCCCUUCUGGCACCAACAACCAUGCCACGUUCAAAGUCACUCAAAUCACCUUUCUUCCCCAUAUUGAUGCUCGGUUUGAACUGCAGGAGAUUGUCUUGACCAUGUCUACAUGCCUAAAUGCACUAAGUUGCCGCCAUGUGAUUGGCUGAUUAGAAAUUAAGUGUUAACGAGCAGUUGGACAGGUGUACCUAAUAAAGUGGCCGGUGAGUGUAUAAUAUAAUAUAUAAGAUAUUUUAAUAUGAUUGGACCAUCAUUAUACUUUAUUUUUAUUUUACUUAACCUUUAUUUAACCAGUAAAAUCACACUGAGAUGAGUCUCUUUUGCAAGUGCGAACUGGCCAAGGGUAGAGGCAAAUAAAAUGUUACACAGCUCUGCCAGUAACAAUACAAAACAAUGACAAUACAAUAUGGAGAGACUGAGAGUACAAUACCAAUUGCUUAGGCUCAGAAAGGAUGGAGAGACUAGCAAAAAAUAGAAUCAAAUAAUAGUACCAGGAAGCACUAUAUAAAAUUGGAAUAAAAUAAGCUUAAAUAAGUUAGCAAUAACAACAAUUUCAAACACUGAUCAACAAAACAGGUGCAAGGAAUGGUAAAUGUGCCCCUGUCAAUCCUUUUGAAGCUCACUAGAGGGAUUAAAAAAGCCAAUUUCAGUCUGGUCUGAAGGUCGUUCCACGACCAGGGCCCAAAGAAGUACUUCCAGAUAUACUUCCAGAUGUGAGAUCCUUGCAACUACUGCGGGAGUGAGGAUUAUGAAAAUCUGACACAAAACCAUACUAAUGAUUAUUCCAUGUUGACAUAUGUUCUCUCUCUCUCUCUAUCUCUCUCGCGCUCUCUCUAUCUCUCUGUCUCUCUUUAUGUGUGUGUGUGUGUGUGUGUUUGUGUGUUUGUGUGUACAGGUGGCAGCUCGAGGUCUGGACAUCUCUAAUGUCAAACAUGUCAUUAACUUCGACCUGCCCAGUGACAUUGAAGAGUACGUCCACCGUAUUGGGCGAACAGGGCGAGUGGGAAACCUUGGUGAGACUGUAGCUUUGGUUAGACUCUCAGAAGUGUGUGUGUGUGUGUGUGUGUGUGUGUGUGUGUGUGUGUGUGUGUGUGUGUGUGUGUGUGUGUGUGUGUGUGUGUGUGUGUGUGUGUUUAAUUGUUGUUGAAUCAUUCGUAGGUCUGGCCACGUCCUUCUUUAAUGAUAAAAACGGAAACAUCACUAAGGACCUGCUGGACAUUCUGGUGGAGGCCAAACAAGAAGUGCCAUCAUGGCUGGAGAGUCUGGCUUAUGAGCACCAGCACAAGAGCAGCAACAGGGGGCGCUCCAAGAGGUACCAACACACAGACACACGCACACACUUUCUUAGACCAAUGCAGAAAGGAAGUCAUAUCAAAUUCUGACAUUAGAGGAUCAUUAGUGGUUCGGCUGAAGCGCACAGUUGAUGUUGUUCCUCCUCCAGGCUCCCUGCAGGUUUUUGUUUCUAUGGACUGUCCUUAAAGAUUUUAUGAAGGGUUUGUCCACCUGAAGUGAUGUCCCACUCUGUUUGGUAUUUCUUCUCCAGGUUUUCUGGAGGUUUCGGGGCUCGUGAUUACCGUCAGACAGCUGCAGGAGGAAAUGCUGGAGGGUUUGGAGGACGAGGAGGUCGAAAUCAGGCAGGACAUGGAGGAAACAGAGGCUUUGGAGGAGGUAAGGACCUGAGGGUCAGCAGUACCAUAGGGGAAAGAGGAUGUGAUAGUUGAGGUAGAUUUAGGUUCACAGUGAAGGUCGCUCAAGAAAAUUCACUCAGCUCUGUUACAAUAGCUAAGCUCACUGCUCAGGAGGACUUUUCUUUUCUGAACUUCUGUCUGUUUCCUGUCAGGGGGUUUUAGUAACUUCUACACCAGCGAUGGAUACGGAGGAAACUACUCACACUCUCAAGUGGACUGGUGGGGAAACUAGGGUCUUCUUUUUUGUCUUCUUUAUGUGUCCAUCUCUCCUUCAUAUCUCCUUCUCUCCUUCAUCUCUCAUUGUCUCUUUGUCUUGUUUCCUCACUGGUGUCCUUCUCCCCUUCUCCUCCUCCUCAUAAGAGCCCUCUGCAUGUUAUUAAACUAUUUAUACUCAUUGAUAUAUCCUCCUGUGCAGUCACCUGUUCUGUUGAAUUUCUCUGUCUGUAAAUCUGAAAUCAGGACGUGCUCGGUUUUGUCUUUUGACUUAAUUUGAUAAUUUUUCACUCCAGCCUCAGACUGACUCAUCGGCUUCAAACUAGCUUCAAACUGGCUUCAAACUGGCUUCUUCUUUAGCGAGUGCACAGUGAAAGAAAAAAAAAAAACACGUAAAAUGAAAGUUGAGGUUUUUUUUUAGGAACUCUGGAGGACCAUAUUUACAGAGCAGCUGAAGGAAAUACUUUUGCUCCCAUAUUUUUUGUUUUCAGUUUGCGUUUCAACCUGUUUUUAUGCAGAACCAUCACACACCAUGUUUGUGAAUAAAACACCACCAUGCUAUAAACCACCAAUCAUACUUUUGUGAAAUUUUACACAAAGGCAAGAUGUCAAACCUGACCAAAACACAUCUGCUGUGAUAUGAUUUUAAACACGUUUGAUAUAAUUUCUAACACAUCUGGAGAUGGUUUAAAUCCUAUGUGGGGUUUCCUCUGUUACAGAGUAAAACAAAAAUUUUCGUUUUAUUAUCUGAAAAUGUUUAGCAGAAUAAUUUCCUGAUAAAUGGGGCAGAUGUCCAUCAGGAACAGUCACACGGUCUGAAGAGAAACUAACUCUGACAUUAGAGGAUCAUUAGUUUUUGUACUGUGCCUUUAACAAUCUGCACUCUUUUUUGAUUUUUAUUUUAAGCCAUAACACAGACAAAAACCCACACAAACCCAUCAGCUAACCAAGAGGAAAGAUGACAUACCUUAAUGCCAUCUAUAAAGUAGAACUUUUUGUUCUUUUGUGGAAUAAUUUAACGACAUCAAACCUUGGCUAUAAAAAAUCAUGACCUAAUCGGAGAUUUAAAAAAAAAAAAAACUCAAAGAUUUUUCAUCUUUCUGAUGGACUCACACUCGUCGGGCUGAUAAGUGAUUUUAAAGAGCAUUCAAACCCUGAGAACAUGGAAAGACAUGGAUAUGAACAAACUACUGUCCAAAAUCUGUAAACUAAAGCCUCCUAAAUUCUUUGUGACAGAAAGGUCAAAGGUCAGGAGCUUUUAAAGGUGGAGUUUAGUAAACUGACAUCCCGAAUGUGAUUGAUCAGUCUGAGCUCAUAGUCUGUUUCUCAGAGCGUUCUAACACCAUGAACCACCAAUAGGACCUGGACUGACACCAUGAACAAAGACCCAGACCACCAAAAGACCAAGACUAACACUGUGAACCAAGACCGUUUCUACGACCAUGAUCAAGGCUUACACCUAUAUCAAGAUCCUGACCACCAGCAAGACCAAAAUAGAAUCGAUAAACCAGGAUUCAGACUACCAACAAGGUCAAGACCAUCAACAAGACCCAGACUGUUACCUAAACGAAAAUCAAGAUUAACAUCAAGAGCAAAUCAGACUUUCAUCAAGAUCCUGACCCAGAAUGACACAGUAGCUGGCAUAAAGUUCCCUAUCCCAAUUUGACACUGAGUCCAACCCCAAAAACAACCAUACUAAUCCCCAAAAUAACAUCAAAACACCCAGAUCCACUCCAAAAUACCAAGACUAAACUACCAAGACCAGAAUAAGAUCCACACCUUCAUUACAGACCGAUGAGGAAGCUGACACUGAGAUCCACAUCUAGACUGAUACUCCUUAUUUCAGACCAACAUCCAGAAAGCAGACCAACUGUAAGAUCAUGGAAUGACAUACAGACUUAAGACAAAAGACCAGAUUCCAGACCAACAUCCAGACCCCAGAUCAAAAUUCAGACUCUGGACUGAUAUCCAGACCUCAGACCAACAUUAUGUGUGUUUGUGUGUGUGUCCAGGUUGAUGACUCUCUGCAGCACAUUGCUCUGAAGUGACACUCAUUGACAACAGAUCGCUGGUGUAAAAAUUGUCUUUAAAAGCAAAGCAGCUAGUUCAACACUUGGCUCACUCUAUCCUGGAGUUUUAUUGAAGAGUCUGAACUAAAUUCAGUUAUUCAGUUUACCUGUCAGGUUUAUAGCUUGAUAGUGAGAGAGGUGAGAGGUAACAGCAAAGUCAAGGGGGUAAGAGAAGAGGUGAGCCCUCCUGCAGCAGGUUCAUACCUGCGUUACUGUGACAGGAAACCAUCUAUCCCUCACUGCACUACAGCUGAUCUUAAAUGAACCACCAAACUGGUUAGUUCUUUAAUCAACUGGGUGGUUCAUGGAUUUACUGGUUGUUAUAGUUAAGAGGUUAGUCAGUCUGUUAACUGGUUGGUCCAUUAGCUUAAUGGUUAAAUUGUCUGCUUUUAGUCAACUGGUAAGGUUGAAAAUUACCAGGUAGGUUCAUUUGUAAACUGAGUUGAUCUUUUGAUGAGUGGCUGGUUAAUUAUUUAAUUUGUGGUUCAGUUUGUAAACUGGUCAUCCGAUCCGUUUCAAUGCUUAAACCUUCUGUUAACUGUCUAGUUUUUCAAUUAAGUUGUUAGUUAUGGAGUACAUACGUAUGUUCAUGAGUUACUGUUUAUCCAUUUACCAUUUAAGAGUACACCAGUUAGUUUUCAGAUUAGGUCAUAAGUUAACUUGUCCAUUCACCAGUUCACUUGUUUAGAUGUUGUUAGUCUUUCACUCAAUACCCAGGCGUGAAUGUCUUUGCUUCUUUGACUCACAUUUACUUUUACAGUUACACAAACACAAACAUGCACGUGCACACACACACACACACACACACACACACACACACACACACACACACACACACACACACACACACACACACACACGCAAACUUGGUGUGUAUUUUGAAAACUAACUGAUCUGUUAGCUUUGAUUUUACUCAUCUAUAUCUAUUUUCAUGAUUGUUAUCAUUAUCACUUUGAAAUCCUGUGUAAGUGUGAUUCAUUAUUCAUUUUUGGUAACAGAUUUUUGACAAUUCUUUUCAGUCAUUAGCAAACAAAAACUUGUCUUGUCCUCAGUCUGUCAUAAAAAUAUCAAACAGUUACAAAUAAUGAAACUGUUUACAGUAAAACAUUAACCAACGCCUGCACUCUGAACUUAAUAACUUUAGAGCUGUUAACUGUUAAAGACUAGUGGCUGCAGCUUAGACUGGUGAUCACAGGCAAAUGUAGGUGAUCACAGGUAUCGUCUGGAUUACCACAUCUAAACCAGGUGGUAACAGGUACAGUUGAGGCCAAAAUUAUUAGCUGCCCUCUGAAAUUUCUCCCAAAUUUCCAAAGUGCUGUUCAACAGAUUAAUGAUUUUUUUACACAGCUUUUCUUUACAUCCUGGUUUUAUUUUGGAUCCUUACAUUAUUUUACUUUGCACACAGAAACAAAAUUAUUUCACAAAAACCAAAAACUACCAGGGUCAAAAAUAUUAGCCCCCCUGAGGCUGAUAGUCAAUUGUGGGUCCUUUUUGCUGGAUAACAGCAUGCAGUCGGUUGCUGUAGUUUGUAACAAGGCUCUGGCCCAUCUCCUGAGGAAUCCCAGCCCAUUCCUCUUUGGAAAAUCUUUCAAGCUCAACCAGAUUUGAUGGUCUACUAGCAUGGACCCUGGUCUUCAGUGCAGCCGACAGAUUUUCAAUGGGAUUUAAGUCAGGGCUUUGUGCAGGCCAGUCAAUAACGUUCACUUUGGUUUCCUGGAGGCAGCUCCUCACCAGGAGUGCCGCAUGUUUUGGGUCGUUGUCAUGUUGGAAGACAAAGCGACGACCCAGACCCAGUUUUGCUGCUGUCUCCUUGAGGUUUUCUUGCAAAAUCUUCACAUAUCCUUCUUUCUUCAUUAUUCCUUCAACCUUGACAAGAUUCCCAGUUCCAGAUGCACCGAAACAUCCCCACAGCAUGAUGCUCCGACCACCGUGUUUAACUGUGGGGACAGUGUUCUUGGGGUUAUAUGCCUCUCCCUUCUUUCUCCAAACAUAAGCAAUGUCUCUGUGACUAAAGAACUCUAGUUUGGUCUCAUCUGACUGAAGAACACGUCUCACGUUUGAACAAUCUUUCUCCAGAUUGUCUUUAGCAUACCUCAGUCUGAUUUGAAGGUGUCUCUUGUAGAAGUGGAGUUUUUCUUGGCCUGCAUCCUCACAGUCCAUUUCUGUUCAGCGCUCUAGAGACUGUCUUGUUUGACACCACAAUUCCUGACUUGGCUAAGUCACCAACUUCUGUUUUGGUGGUUGUUCUAGGUUGUUUAGACACAUCUCCCACCAGUUUUCUUUCCAGUCUCUUUGAAAUUUUUCGCUUGCUACCUCUCCCAGACUUGUUCUGUGCUGUGUGACUCUCCUUGAAUUUCUUGAUGAUACUUCUCACUCCACUUCUUGACACUUGAAAAUGCUGUGAUAACUUUUUAUAUCCUUCUCCUGCUUUGUGAGCAUCAAACAAUUCUUUUUCUAAAGUCUAAACUGAAUUCUUUUGUUUUUGCCAUGAUGCCUUCUCAAGUGACAGCUCAAAUGCCUAACGAGGUUUUUGUACUGUGUGUAGGACAACCCUUUGUUUUAACUUAAUUGAUUGAUUGAUUACAAGCUGUGAGCACUCGAAAGUGAACGUACAUGAUUGCACAACAGUGGUUUUUGUUUUGGCCCAAUGAAAACGUAAAUUCUUGAAGGGGCUAAUAAUUUUGACCCCGGUAGUUUUUGGUUUUGUGAAAUAAUUUUGUUUCUGUGUGCAAAGUGAAAUAAUGUAUGGAUCCAAAAUAAAACUAGAAUGUUUGGAAAAGCUAUGUAAAAAAAUCAUUAAUCUGUUGAACAGCACUUCAAAAAUUUUGGAAAAAAACUUCAAAUUUCAUACGGGGGCUAAUAAUUUUUGCCUCAACUGUAGAUACAAGUAAUCACAGGUAGAUACAGGUGAUCACAAACAGAUAUAGGUGAUCACAGGCAAACACAGGUGAUCACAGGAAGAUAAAGGUGAUAACAGAAAAAUAAAGGUGAUCACAGGUAAAGUCUGGAUUACCACAGCUAGACCAGGUGAUCACAGGUAGAUAAAGUUGAUCACAGAUCUGGAUUACCACAGUUUAACCAGAUGAGCACAUGUAAACCAGGUCACCUUUAUUGACUUUUAAAGUUUUCAAAGCUGGGCUGUACAAAUCUGCACUUUUCAAAGAUUUUGAAGUUUUUCAAAACCUUUUAAUGCCUUAAAUUCCUGGUGAUGCAUUAGUGUCACCACUAUACAUUAUUAGUGUCACCAUGGUAACCUAUAUGUAUGUUUGAACACUCCUUGGUGCUAUGUUAAUAUUGUUGCGUCAGAGAGACUACAAAUCCCAGCAUGCUUAAUAGAAAGUCACUCUAUGUGUGUGUGUGUGUGUGUGUGUGUGUGUGUGUGUGUGUGUGUGUGUGUGUGUGUGUGUGUGUGUGUGUGUGUGUGUGUGCGUGUGGGUGCGUUUGUGUGUUUCAGCUGCUGGCACACAGAUUUGUGUGUGGCUGUGUGUAGUUUUUUGGAGGUAAAGUAUUUAUUUUUGUACAUGUAGAGUUGGACACAGCACCCCCUCGUGCAGGGAUAGGGAUAGUGCAGAGUAAGGGACAUGAGGGAGUUUUCGGGGAUAGUGUGAGCUUUGAAAUGUGAGAGACAGACGAGCUGCUCGUCUCUGCAGCACUUAAACAAACACAGAGACUGAGACUCAGACAUCUCACUGAUCAGGUGUGUUCAUUAAAACUGAAAUAAACAUUCAAAUCUUUAUAUUUGUUGUUUAUGUUCUGUGUUGUUUGUAAACACCUGAUGAAGUUGUUAAUGUAAAUAGAUAAAAAAAAUGUUUCCUGUAAACUCUCAUUGGACUCAGUUGCCAGAAAUCAACACUUACCCUCAUUUUCAAUUGGCAAAGUCAAUCUGAGAUCAUGAUGCCAAGGUUUGGAUUAAAAUUUAUAUUUUCUGAUCGACCAUUUUAUAAAAACAAAAUGAAAAUGUGCAGUACAAAAAAUAGAUUCUCUCCAACCAGAUUUGAUUUAAAUUUUUCCUUCCUGACACCCUCCCUGUGAACGUCUUAAAGUCUCUAUCACACAGACUGAACCAUGCUUAUCGCUGUGCUGUGCCGAUAUUUUCAGGUGAGUGUGUCGGUGCUCAGGUGGGACACUGACCAAUCAGGAGCCAGGAAACACCUGAACAAAAUUUUUAACUCCUUUAAAAAAAAACUGUGAUAUUUCAAUGAAGCUAUUUAUGAGCUGUGAAUUCCAAGUGUAGUGUCUGUGCAGGACACUUAAAAAGAGAUGAAACAGGGCCAACUGUAUCUCUGCUCUGAUUGGUCAGACCUCCCCCCCCUCCCACAGCACCACCUGCCUGUAGUUAGUAUUUGCUUUCUGUAUUAGUUUAGCUGCACUUUGCUUGAAGAGGAGCACUGCACGAAGAGGAAAAAAUAAACUGUGCAUCUAUUCUGAUUUUACCACAAAUAAAGUUUGGAUCUGAAAACAAGACUGUGUUUUUUAAACCCUCCGUAGAUAUCUGCUAAUGGAUUGACCAACUCAAUCAUUUUAGUGUCUGUGUCAAAUGUUGUAAUGCUUUAAAAAGUUCAGGUUGCUGGACAUGCAGUCAGCUGUUUAUUUAUAUGUGCACUUUGUUUCCACAUAAAAUCAGGUAAACAUUAAAUCAAUGCACCUAUCAAGAACAUGCUCACAUCUUGACAUGAGAAGGCUAGAGUCAGUUUAGGUGAGUGAAGGUGAGCUUCAAAUUGUUAUUGGUAGGUUCAUUGUCAGAUAAUGUUCAAGGUUGAGCACCAGAGUUUCACUCUCCUUCUGCAUCAGAGUAUGAGAGAUCUGCUGAUGAGGUUCACAUCUUCCAUUGAUUGCUGCAGUGAAAUCAAACAGACGGAUGCAGAAGAAUGAAAUCAAGCUAGUGUGAUUCUGGGCUGAUUCUAUGUACAACAGUUAUGACACUGAACUGUUCUACUGCAAAGGUCACUGUAACCCCCCUUCACUUGUCUGAUCAUUUCUUAAUUCAAUUCACUGUUGCCAUCCCACAGCUUGCUCUACAGAUGUUCCAAAUCCCUCAAGCCAACUCAGCUGGCUGUCGAAGUCUUGGUUGCCUCGCUUUAUAAUGAGUUCUGCAUGCUUUCUGUGUGGAUAUAAACAUACUCUGCUCCUCACUGUCCUCAUUUCCUUGUCCUCUUGUAACAAAGCCUGCCAGCAAACACCCCCCCGCCCUAGUCCCAGGCUCACUGAGGUUAACUGAAGAGCAAAGAACAGACUCAGGGUGUAAGAAAUAAAGUACAACUGACGACUGCAACUCCUCACUAGCAGGCCUGCAUGCACAGUCAAACCUCUAGAGAUGGUCCUGAAUGCAGCAGCACAUCUGAUUUUAAACCAACCCAAAAUAGCACGCCACUCCACUGUACAUCUCUCUCCACUGGCUUCUUGUAGCUGCCAACAUUAAUAUAAAGCUUUACUUUUGCCUAAAAAACUGCCACAAAAUCAGGUCCUGCAUACCUGCAGGUAUGCCAGACUUUUCUCUUGUCUCGUCCCCUGGGGGUGCAAUGGAUUACCAAACUCUAUCAGAUCUACUGAGUCUCUUUCUACCUUUAAGAAAAAAGUCCAGACUCAGCUCUUUAGAUAAGAUAUUCCUUCAUUAGUCCCAAGGGGGGGAAAUUCCAAGAGAGAACGCCUAUGCAAUUAAGCCCAUCUCUUCUCCUCAGUGGUAGAAUAACUGAAACAAAUGUCCCCUUUUACUUUGAGACACUUGACCCAGCUUUUUGUGAAUGUUUCAGCACUUGAUGAACCUGAUGAUGAGGAGGAGGAUAUUGGUGAUAGUGAUGCCAAUGAUGGUGAUGAGAAUAUUGGUGAUAGUGAUGCUAAUGACGAUGAUGGCGGGAGAUAAUGACAAUGAUGACUUGGUUGGCGAUUCACUUUGGUUUAUGAGUUAAUGGUUGUGAUACAUCACUUGCAUUGCCUUCUAACUGCAUGACAGCAUUAUGCCCAAUUUCAGUUCUAGCAGUUUUUGACCCUUACUCAAGUCAUUUCUCUACAUCAAGUUCUUAGUUGUGUUGUAUUUGCUCUCAAAUAUUAAUUGCUUUGAACAAAAGUGUAUCAUACAUGACAUUGUAACAUUGUAACAUCAACAUCAGGUAAUAAAUUAAACAAAAACAAACAAACAAACAAACAAAAAAAGGUAAAGGUCUGUGACUUAAAGGUAAGACUUUAGUUAAGAGAGGCGCCUGUUGUCCUGAACUAAAAAUAAUAAACAGCUGCUGAUCAAUGUUCAUGCAUUUAAGUCCCAUGAGUCUAAACACUGAUCCCACGCCAAUAUUUGAUUCCUUUAAGUCCAGCUGCAGGGCACACAGAGUCCAAACCGAUAUUUAAGUCCUGUAAGUCAAACUGCAUGGCACACUGAGCCCAGAUCCAUGAUAUAGAGUCCUGUGAGUCCACCUAUAGGGCACAAUGGGCCCACUCCUCUGUUUUAGUCUUGUAAAUCCAGCUACAGGGCACACUGAGCCCAGAUCCACGACAGAGUCCUGUAAGACCAGCUACAGGGCAAAGUGAGCCUACUCUAUUUGUAGGUCACAUGACUUAACUGUUGGUCAACGGUCCUUGUUUGUGUCUGACCAGAAGUCUGGAUUCUCCUGAUACCACGUCACUGUAAGACCAAACACAGUUAUAAAAUAAUAUUACAUGGGACAGGAAACAGCUGAUCUGGUUCUUUGUGUGUGUGUGUGUGUGUGUGUGUGUGUGUGUGUGUGUGUGUGUGCAUGUGUUUCUGCAUGUACCUGUUUGUCUGAUCCCCUCUGCCCAGGUCACCUGUGCUCUCCAGCCAAGCUGCUGCAGUUUCUCACAGGUGAUUGGGUAUCUGAGCUCAGUUCUUGGCCUGCCAAGGUCAAAGGUUAACAUCAGAGUUAAAAUAACUCAAACUUGGGUUUUCACAAAAUCAGGUGAUUACAGACGGAGGAAAUUGUGGGCUAUCUGACGAUUUGUUUAAGUGUGGCACCAUCAUGCAUAGCGGCUACAACUGUGGUGGUAACUCAGUGCCUGCUGUGGGCAGACUGUGUGGAUGGCGGGAUUAAAACUAAACUAAACUAAAAAUGAACUAAAAAUUGCAGCAAUAGGUCACUCAGUAAUGAGCUAAAUUACUGAUGAUUAUAAUACUUAUUAUUUUUCUGCUCUGAAAAAAAUCUCCCUCGUGUGUAGCUGAUCAGUCUGUACAAUGUCUACUCUCAUACAGACUUAGGGCUCUAUUUCCGUGUCCGCUGGUGAGGCGGUGGAGGGUGGCAGACCCCGCGCAGUGGUAUUUCCGUCUGGCGCACUGAGGUCUGCCAAGCUGGGCGUGGUGGCGUAGCAGAGGGAGGUGUCAACAGAAUCAGCUGCCGCAGUGACAUUUUCGUGCCCGCCGUCACCGAUGCCUCACUGGCAGGUUUCCACAGUGUCAGGCACAUUUCAGUGCAAUAAAUAAUCAUCAACAAAUAAUCUGAGUCAGCACAUACAUUUAGAUCUAUAUAGAUAUAUUCUGAUCUAUAUCUGAUCUGAUAAGCGUGUUUGGCAGUUGUUUAGACACACAACCUGAACGAAUCAAAACAGCUGAAACCGCAUUAAAUUAAAUUAGAUAUCUAGUAAAUAGACACACAUGAUGAAGUUAACAAGAUAUGUAAUUCGUCUCCCUCCUUUUCUUUCUUCCUCUUCCUCUUAUUUCUUGCGCAGCUCGACCUGGACAUGUCUUCGUGUCCUCUCCCCGUCCUGCUGCAGCUGCUGCUGCGGCGGCUGAACAGAUGAUUUGUUUCAGUGAUCAGAUGAGUUAUUAACUUUAAGCCUACAUACGAAUAUUACAAUAUUCAGUUUUGUGAGCCAAAUUUAUUUUAUAUGCCAACAUCUAUGAAAGAAAGAGCCAGGCCACGGAGCGCGACGCGUCAUUACGCACAGAUGGUUCAAAUUUCAAUGCCAUUAUUGGAAUUUAUGAUGUGAUCUCUGCGCACAACCCAUCUUUGUCACAUAAGGUUUGAAUAUGUGCAACUUUAUGUGUCAUUAUUUGUUGAAAGGGAUGUUUGUCUUACUUGUGGAUCCAACAUAACACACACCAAACCCAUCUGUGUUCAUAUGAGAGUGUGAAGGACGCCCUCUGCAGCUCUUACAGCGACAUUUGUUGAGGGGCUGCCUUCUGUCGCCAUUAUGUGGCAUUGUUGUCUUCAGACAUCUCUUGAUCUCUUUGACUACUUCACGAAAAUAGUAAUACGCCUCGCCGGUGGCAGAUUUAAAGGCGAGGAGAGGAGCUGAUGUUAUUGGUCAAUACAGGUCUCGGCUGUAUUAAACCCACUCUAUGCCCUCUCUCCUACCUCGCUAUGACUUACGCUGCCGGAAGGAGCUGAGUUUGGGAGAGGGGAUACUUAUGCCGGGCUGCGCCGCUCACCAAAAUACCAAAUU